Messenger RNA from Symbiodinium sp. CCMP2592, 2199 nucleotides. Lineage: Eukaryota; Dinophyceae; Suessiales; Symbiodiniaceae. The record is from the annotation of a GenBank genome assembly.
AUGUGGGUGGCAGUGGGCGUCGAGCUUGCCUUGCACGUGUUGUUGGAUCGCAAGCUAGUGUUGACAGACUGGGUGGGUCAAGCCAGUGGGAGUCUUGGCAUUCAAUAUUCGGCCCUGAUCGUGUUCAGCUUGAGUUGCAGUGCCGCGGCUGGCAUAUUGGUUUGCUUCGUGGAAGUCUUGGCUGCCGGAAGUGGAAUACCAGAAAUCAAAUGCUAUUUGAAUGGGAUACAUUUGCCAAAGCUCGUCACGGGCCGAACUUUAUUUGCCAAAGCUGUGGGGAUCGUAUUUUCAGUCAGUGCGGGAUUGCCUUGCGGCAAAGAGGGCCCCAUGAUCCACAGUGGUGCCAUCGUGGGAGCCAUGGUCAACCAUCUCAACCUGGAGCGUCGGCUCCGACCAUUGAACCUAGACGUAGAAAUGCGCGACUUCGUUGCGGCAGGGGCGGCCGCUGGCGUGUCAGCCGCUUUCGGAGCGCCUAUUGGGGCCGUCCUUUUCGCAGUUGAAGAAGGGGCCUCUCACAUGACACCUCGGAUUCUGACACAGUUGUUCGUCUCCAGUUCGGUUGCUACCUUGGUCACUCGGCUAACUCUGGGACCUGUGCUUGAACGGCACACAAUUGGCCUACUUGGGACCAGCGUGCCGGUGAGUUUUGGACGCUUCACGGAGAUAUCGUACCAUUUUGUGGAAAUGUUCAUCUUUGCUUUCAUGGGCAUCGCGGCUGGCCUGCUGGGAGCAACAUUCAACCACUUCAACCGGAGUUUCACAAGGUGGCGCAAACGGCGCAUUGGGCCAAGAGGUUGCACACGAUUCUUAGAAGUGCUGUAUGUGACCUUCGCCAUUGCCACAUUGAAGUUUUGGAUACCUGUCUUCGUGCGCGGGCUGCAAGACAAGACUUGGGAGCCGGUCAAUGUGGAGCAUCUGACGUCCACCCAGCGACUCUGGUUCGACGGUGGGCAGAAGUCGAUCAACGAUCUGUUCCACGAACAGCAUGCCUUUGAUGAAAUUUGGCUGCUCCUCUUCUUUGGGAUGUUCAAUCUCGCAACCACCUGCUGGACGUUUGGUUUGGGCGUCCCAGCCGGCCUCUUCGUACCCUCGCUGUUGACAGGGGCAGUGCUGGGUCGAUGGGUCGGUGAAGUCUUGAACCGCACUCCCGAGUGGCUCAUACCAGGGGCUUGGGCGCAUCCGUCUGUUUACGCACUGGUGGGGGCUUCUGCCAUGCUUGCUGGCGUGGGCAGGAUCACAAUUUCUUUGGCGAUGAUUCUCACCGAAGCAACUGGUGCGGGGAAUUUCGCACUGCCUAUACUCAUGGUCGUGGUAAUUGCAACCUGGACUGGCAACCAGUUCAAUCGCGGCAUUUAUGAUUUGCACAUCAUUGAGCUGAAGCAGAUUCCACUUCUUGAGCAGACUCCAGCUGACAUCAUGGUUCGCUAUUACGUGCGAGACAUCAUGAGCAAGAAGGUCAUUAGCUUGGACGCCGUGGAGAAAGUGGGUACGGUCUUGGAUGUUUUGUCAUCUUGCAGUCAUAACGGGUUUCCUGUGGUGGAUGUUGGAACGCAAAAGCUGGAAGGCAUCAUCGAGCGCGGCUAUCUGCACCUGCUUCUCUCCAGGGGCAACUACUACUGUAUGUUCCAAGAUGACCGAGAAGCCAAUACUGGUCACUCAAUGGUCCCUUUUGAAGCAAUUGCAUGGCCGAACAUACAUUCGUACCCAAGCGUGAACGAGCUGAAGCGCAGACUUUCGAGCAAGAGCUUGGACAUGUGGAUUGAUCUGCGGCCAUAUGUCAAUGCCAACGGCUACUCUAUUCCUCCGCAUGCCUCGAUGGCAAGCGCCUUCUCGCUUUUCAGACGGCUUGGAUUGAGGCACCUUCCUGUCGUCGACCGUCAUGGUGACCUUUGUGGGCUGCUGACGCGAAAGGAUCUCAUCCUCGUCGAGGAAAACGAGGUCACAGGCGAGCUCGUGCAGAGGUCCCAGCCGGCCUUGCUUUCAGACACCGGCUGGGCAUAUCGGAAGUCAGAAGCCAACGAUCUUGAAUCGGGCACGUCUGCAGAGGACGUUGGGAUGGAUAGCAUGCUGGAAAGCGAAACGGAUGGAAGCGAUGCCUUUGUCGAGGAAGCCUCGAAUGGCAACGCCGACAGCAGUGAAUCCGACGAGAGGAACCAAUCACCACAAGGCCAUGCCCUGGGUGUUGUGGAUGGCUUUUGA